Patella vulgata (common limpet) is the source of this 453-nucleotide messenger RNA. RefSeq names its product 5-hydroxytryptamine receptor 1A-like. The transcript has 2 exons. Bases 1 to 453 code for a protein of 150 amino acids. Gene Ontology annotation, biological process: adenylate cyclase-activating adrenergic receptor signaling pathway. NCBI's taxonomy places the organism in Eukaryota, Metazoa, Mollusca, Gastropoda, Patellidae. Gene Ontology annotation, cellular component: membrane. The record is from RefSeq and is a predicted model, not a curated record. Gene Ontology annotation, molecular function: G protein-coupled receptor activity.
AUGCUUUACAAGGUGGAUUUAUUUGUCCAAACUUUAACCGAUGUACUUCGAAUGGUUUUGUUAAUUGGUGUUAGUUUUGAGAGACAUCAGGCGAUAGCAGCGCCUUUUAAAAAAGAAAUUGUUGGCGAUGUUUGCGUGUACAAUAACAAAAAUCGCGUACAGGGCAAACGACGGGUGGAGAUGCGCGCGGCAAAAAGAAUCGGCAUUGUGAUGGGAACGUUUUUGAUGUUUUGGUUACCGUAUCCGAUAACUGUGGUAGUGUGUAGAAACGUGUCUUUUUCUGGUUUCCAUGGUGAGGAGUGUAGAAGUGCUUUAAUUCUUUUGGCCAGCGUCAGCACCUCAACGGCUUUACUUAAUCCGUUAUUAUAUAUACUUACAAAUAAACAACUUAAAGCGGCCACACUGAAAUUCUUAAAAUCAAAGAUUAGCUGUGGGCCUAAAUCCCGACACUAA